AUGUACACCGCCAUAUUUGGAUCUAGGGCCGCUAGUGACCACAAACACACUCAUACUCAUACUAAUAACAACAGUAAGAGUAAUAGUAAUGGUAGUGAGGAAGAUGAUAGUGAUAAGGUGAUUCUAUUGCGGCAUGAUAUCUCCGAGUUUACACCCGCUGAGAUUGAGGCGUUAAGUCGUAUAGAUCUCCCGGAUGAAGUCGAGCCACCACCGCAGAUCACCGCCCUUCUUCACAAUGCAACAAAUAGAAACCACACACAACAAACACGACGCCGCAGUAUUAAUAGUGUUAGUGGUGGCUCUAUGUGUACAUUACAACAACUUCUCCCACGUGAGGGGCGAGUGGGCGGCACAGAUAGUAUGGCAGAUGCGGUGUUGGGCACAACACAACUGCACGUGGAUGGACGUGGACUGCGGAAUACCACCGCCGUGGAGUGUUUUCUCAAUCUCACACAUCUUUACAUGGAGCAUAAUGCGAUCACCACGCUGGAGGGAAUUACACUAUUGCAGCAACUCUCCGUGCUCGUUGUUCAUCAUAAUAAGAUUCACACACUUCGGCCACUGGCGGAGAUGCCCGCAUUGACAUUUGUAGAUGCACGAUUUAAUGCGAUUGCUGUAAUAGAUCCAUCGCAGGAUCUUCCAACAGAGUCACUGCGAUAUCUUGCACUUCUUGGGAAUCCCUGUGUUCCUGCUGCUACUACGGCUGAUGUUGAUAGUAAGACGAAUGCGAAUACUACUACUAAUACUACUAAUACGACUGUAUUUGUUACUGCUGUUGAUAGUACUACUACUACUACAAAUAAUAAUAAUAAUAAUAAUAAUAAUAAUAAUAAUAAUAAUAAUAAUAAUAAUAAUAAUAAUACCACUGCUGUUAAUACUACUACGAGUACGGUUGAGACGCGAGAGACGUAUAGACGCCGCAUUAUAGAGUGUUGUCCGCAAUUAGAAAUCUUGGAUGAUGAGCCGUGUCAUUCCUCAUCCUCAUCUACAAGUGAAGAAGAAGAAGAAGAAGAGGAAGAAGAAGAAAUGACGUUAUCCAUACCUCAACUUAAGCGUGAGGAAAGUAACCAUAGUCAACGCAAUAAUCCCAAUGCUAACAGUAUUCUCCGUUCUCGUCUCGCGCAGUCUGUGGAGUUAAGUAAAACAACAUCCGCUAAUUCUCUCUCAUCAUCGCUCCCACCUGCACUCGCCCAAUUACGAGAUGAACACGCCGCCAUCACUGAGCGACUCUGUCAACAAUUCCAACAUCGAUCCAGUAGUAUUCGCCGCAUUGCCGAACAUCACGCCUCGGAUCAGAUAGACACAGAAGACACCACAUGGAAUACGGACGAUAAGAACACAGGAAGUAGUGGUACUAGUAAUCACAAUAAUAAUAAUAAUAAUAAUAAUAAUAAUAAUAAUAAUAAUAAUAAUAAUAGUAGUAGUAGUAGUAGUAGUAGUAGUAGUAGAGAACCCUACGGUAAGAGAAAGAGUGAAAGUCAUGAUAGAGAUGUCCGUGCGAUAUUACCACCCGCACUCCAGCAAGAACGGGAUACGAAGUCUCGUCUCUAUGAAGAUAUUCACUUUGCUCUUCACACCGAUCAGGCACGACUGCAACAACUCGUGGGAAGUGCGUGGGAAGAUGUGGAGAAUGUGAUGCGCACACGACACGCCCUCGUCUCACACCGCCGGGCCCGCAUGGAGGCACGACAACAACAAUCCUCCAACGCCUACAGAGAAAGUAUCGCCCUACUGCAGAAGGAAAGCCACACAGAGGAUUUGGAUAAAUACCGCAAGUGA
Molecule: messenger RNA, 1779 nt
Organism: Trypanosoma theileri
Lineage: Eukaryota; Euglenozoa; Kinetoplastea; Trypanosomatida; Trypanosomatidae
Product: putative leucine-rich repeat protein (LRRP)
Exons: 1
Coding region: 1-1779 (592 amino acids)
Molecular function (GO): protein binding
Source: RefSeq, a predicted model, not a curated record